Wickerhamiella sorbophila is the source of this 1623-nucleotide messenger RNA. Its product is annotated as Endosomal/prevacuolar sodium/hydrogen exchanger. Gene Ontology annotation, biological process: vacuolar acidification; proton transmembrane transport; sodium ion transport. Gene Ontology annotation, molecular function: sodium:proton antiporter activity. Bases 1 to 1623 code for a protein of 540 amino acids. Gene Ontology annotation, cellular component: fungal-type vacuole membrane; late endosome; early endosome. The record is from RefSeq and is a predicted model, not a curated record. The transcript has a single exon. NCBI's taxonomy places the organism in Eukaryota, Fungi, Ascomycota, Dipodascomycetes, Dipodascales, Trichomonascaceae.
AUGGGGUUGUUAGGUUUGUUGAGACGCGAUUCAACGGAUGCUGAUGGCAAUCUGCCAGAGGACAGCGUGGAUGCUGGUACGCAGGAGAUUUUUUUAUCUUGGGCUCUAUUUAUUGUCAUUCUCUUACUGAUUGCGUCUUUGUGGACGUCGUACUACUUGCAGCAGAAACGAAUAAAGGGUAUCCACGAGUCGAUUGUAUCAAUUUUUGCGGGAAUACUCGUCGGAUUUAUUGUGCGAGUAUCUCCGGGGCACUUUAUCCAAGAGCAGUUAUCGUUCAGCUAUUCGUACUUCUUCAACAUCUUGCUUCCCCCGAUUAUCCUCAAUUCCGGCUAUGAGUUGAAUCAGGCGAAUUUUUUCCGCAACAUAUUCAGUAUUCUCAUGUUUGCGUUUGCAGGAACGUUUAUCGCAACCGUUAUUCUUGGCGUUCUUGUGUACAUUUGGACCGCUCUGGGUCUCGAGGGUGUCGAGCUCUCAUUUGUUGAUGCCGUAGCAAUGGGUGCGACUUUGAGUGCCACUGACCCCGUUACGAUCUUGAGCAUUUUUAAUACAUACCAGGUGGAUCCAAAGCUUUACACGAUUAUUUUCGGAGAGAGCUUAUUGAACGAUGCUGUGUGCAUUGUCAUUUUUGAGACCUGCACGAAAUUCAGAGAUCAGAGUAUGACAUUCACUUCAGUUUUCGCCGGUAUUGGGAUUUUCUUUAUGACGUUUACUAUUUCUUUGUUGAUCGGUGUCUUAGCAGGUAUUCUCACUGCCUUGGUUCUCAAGCACACUCAUGUCCGACGCUACCCCCAGAUCGAGUCCUGUUUGGUACUUUUGUUUUCAUAUGGCACGUAUUUCUUCUCCAAUGGCUGCCAUAUGUCUGGUAUUGUGUCUCUACUAUUUUGUGGUAUCACCUUGAAACACUACGCAUAUUACAACAUGUCUCGACGAACUCAGUUGGCCGUCAAGUACUCUUUCCAGUUGCUGGCCCAACUAUCGGAAAACUUUAUCUUUAUUUAUCUUGGUCUCACCCUCAUGACCCAAGACGAUCUGGUUUUCCGCCCGUUGCUGAUCAUCGUUACCGCGGCCGGCAUUUGCCUGUCCCGCUACUGCGCAGUAUUCCCAUUGUCUCGAUUGGUGAACCAGGUCACACGUUUCAGAGCUCGCAUGUCUGGAAAUCCGCAGCAACUCCAGCUCGACGAAGAUGAAAUCCCCCCUUCUUACCAGUUUAUGCUCUUCUGGGCCGGUCUCCGAGGUGCCGUAGGCGUCGCUCUGGCUGCCGGUAUCGAAGGACCACACGCAAACGUUGUCAGAGCGACUGUAUUGGUAGUGGUCAUGUUGACUGUGUUGGUCUUUGGUGGCACGACAGCCCAAAUGCUAGAGAUCCUCGGUAUUAGGACCGGUGUUGCACAAGAACAAGACAGCGACGACGAAUUCGACCUCGAGCUACCAAGAUCACAGCUGCAGCGGCAGAGACCGGCUGCCUCAUCCUCUCAAACAUACGUCGAUGACGAAAAUGAGGAUGACGACGCUGAAAACCCCGUAGCGUCGGUAGCUGCUUCCGUGACUGAGGCAGGAUCUAGAUGGUUCAGCGAGCUAGAUGCAAAAGUGUUCAAGCCUGUCCUUUUAGAUGAUCCUCGCUAA